AUGCACCAUGCCAGUGGCACUUGUCCUGGCUUUCGAAGACUGCUGGAUCUAGCGGCUGCGACAAAUCCAGCAAACUCGACGCUGUCCCCAUGGCAUGUUGCUAUAUACUUUGACGAAGUCGGUCCGGGUAACCAACUUAAGAUUCACAAUAAGAGGAAGCUGUGGGCCGUUUAUUAUUCUGUAAAGCAAUUUGGGGGGUAUGAACUCGACAUCGUUAACGGGCUCAAAGGUGGCCUCUCGCACUUGUUCCUUCGUUGCCUCCAGAUAUUCCAGUGCUUAGAGACUGGAAUCACUCUCCAAUUUAACGAUUGUAUCAAGGUUUGUUGCUUUAAAAUUGGUAUCCUCAUCGCCGAUGAACAAGCGAUUAAACUCUGCUUGGAGUGCAAGGGUGCAAGUGGCAAGAUGUGCUGCUUCCGGUGCCAGACCACGGUCCAGGCACGGUACGCUCCCACUCCCAUUGGACGCUUGAUUUUGCACACGGAGCAUGACGUCAGCAAGCUUGUGCUCCACUCUGAUCGGUCAGUCUGGCAAAUUGUAGACCACUUGGCUACACAAGCGGGACAUGGCACAAAGAAGGCCUUUUCCGAACUUGAGGUGCGCUUGGGGUGGAAUCAUGUGCCGAACGGGGUGUUGCUUGAUCAAGAUAUGAGGGCCCAUUUCAAGCCGAUCUCUCAUGUGAGCUACGAUUGGAUGCAUGUGUACUUGGUGGCUGGCAUUUUCCACAAAGAAAUUUCUGCGCUCUUGGAUUUGAUGUCCAAACAUGGGAUCAGGCAAUCUGCUUUGCAUGAUUGGUGCAGUCACUUUGUUUGGCCGCACCUUCAUGGUGGUCAGGGUUGUUCGGCCAAGGAUGUAUUUCAGAAGAAACGCGACAGUGACUCUGAGUUCAAAUGCGCAUCCAGUGAGGCGUUGGGCAUCUAUCCUGUGAUUCGUUCAUUUUUCCAAAACAUGAAUAUGGAAAACAUUGGCCAUGACAUGCGACUCGGUAUCAACUCCUUCUACUGCUUGUGCGAAGUCUUGGACAGCCUCAAGCAUGCUGCCACGGGGUCGAUUGCCGUUGCCGCUAUUUAUGGCACCGACUCCUAUGUGCCGAAGCAUCAUUUUUCAGUGCACCUUCCAUCACUGAUGGAACUCCAUGGCAUGUUGAUCAGUUGUUUUGUGCAUGAGCGCCGGCAUAAGAUUACAAAGAGGUUCGCAAAUAUGCAGCACAGCGGGCAUGAGUCCAUGGACCGGAGUGUUCUCCGAGAAGUCGUCACAACUCACAUUUUCGACCUGCAAACAGACGAAGAUGACUCCGCAUGGAAACCAGCAAAGCCUAACCUGGUAGAAGCCUGGAAGAAUCACCUUGGCCUUCCUUUCUUGACUCAUGCAUUGCUUGUUGCAGCGACCAGCAACCGCUGCCACAUGGAUGACAUGGUUGCUGUUACAGAGCCUAGGUGCAUAGCACAAGUGCUGUUCCACAUUCGAUAUGGUGAGACUCGUGUCACUUUGGUGAAAUGCUUUGAAAAAACGGGUAAGAACACAUUUAAGAUGAAUCCUCAUGACAAUGAACUAUUUGUGAGCACCAGUUGCCUGCAAGGUGCAGUUGUAUACAAACGCCUUGAUGCUGAAAGCAUCCUUGUUGCUCCGCAGAGUUUCUACACAGCGUAG
This is a messenger RNA of Cladocopium goreaui, 1647 nucleotides long. The record is from the annotation of a GenBank genome assembly. NCBI's taxonomy places the organism in Eukaryota, Dinophyceae, Suessiales, Symbiodiniaceae.